This is a messenger RNA of Oncorhynchus tshawytscha (Chinook salmon), 1089 nucleotides long. Its product is annotated as C-X-C chemokine receptor type 1-like. Gene Ontology annotation, cellular component: membrane. The record is from RefSeq and is a predicted model, not a curated record. Gene Ontology annotation, biological process: immune response; neutrophil chemotaxis; G protein-coupled receptor signaling pathway. Gene Ontology annotation, molecular function: C-X-C chemokine receptor activity. The transcript has a single exon. NCBI's taxonomy places the organism in Eukaryota, Metazoa, Chordata, Actinopteri, Salmoniformes, Salmonidae. Bases 1 to 1089 code for a protein of 362 amino acids.
AUGGAAAUGCAAGACAUUGACUAUAAUGAUCUGCUCUCCUCCGACAUCUUCAACUUCACCUAUCCUCCCAUAGACGAGCUCAAGGCAGCCCCCUGUAGUGUGUCUAUCUUGGGCUUGAGCAGUGUUGGUCUGAUGGUCACAUACAUCAUUGUGUUUGUCCUAAGUGUGCUGGGAAACAGUUUGGUCAUCUACGUGAUGUGCUGCUUGGCCAGGAGCCGGACCACCACAGACAUCUACCUGAUGCACCUAGCCAUGGCCGACCUCCUCUUCUCCCUGACCCUCCCCUUCUGGGCCGUCUACGUCUACUCUCACUGGAUCUUUGGUACCUUCCUCUGUAAGCUCCUGUCUGGCCUCCAGGAUGCUUCCUUUUAUAGUGGGGUCUUCCUGUUAGCGUGCAUUAGCGUGGACCGCUACCUGGCUAUCGUGAAGACCACGCAGGCGCUGACUCAACGUCGCCACCUGGUGGGGAAAGUUUGUGGAGCCGUGUGGCUGGGGGCAGGGCUUCUCUCAUUGCCUGUGGUGCUCCAGCGGGAAGCUAUCCAACUGGAGGAUCUCAGCGACCAGACCCUCUGCUACGAGAACCUGACUCCGUCGAGCAGCAACCAGUGGCGGGUGUUUGUGCGGGUGCUUCGCCACACACUGGGAUUCUUCCUGCCGCUGGCAGUCAUGGUCGUUUGUUACAGCUGCACGGCGGCGACGAUGUUCCUUGGCAUGCGCAACACCGACCACAAACACAAGGCCAUGCGCGUCAUCCUGGCCGUGGUGUUUGCAUUCGUGAUAUGUUGGCUGCCGUGCAAUGUCAGCGUGCUGGUAGACACAUUGAUGCGAGGCGGCUCGCUGGGCGAGGAGACGUGUGAGUUCCGGAACAGUGUGAGUGUGGCGCUGUACGUGACCAAGGGGAUAGCGUUCACGCACUGCGCAGUCAACCCCGUGCUGUACGCCUUCAUCGGGCAGAAGUUCCGGAACCAGCUCCUGCUGAUGCUCCACAAGCAUGGGCUGAUCAGCAAGAGGGUGCUGGCCGCUUACCGCAGGGGCUCGGCCCACAGCACGGUCAGUCAAAGGUCUAGGAACACCUCUGUUAGCCUGUAA